Phyllostomus hastatus (greater spear-nosed bat) is the source of this 5080-nucleotide messenger RNA. RefSeq names its product phosphatidylinositol 3-kinase regulatory subunit gamma. The coding region runs from base 234 to 1619 and encodes 461 amino acids. NCBI's taxonomy places the organism in Eukaryota, Metazoa, Chordata, Mammalia, Chiroptera, Phyllostomidae. The transcript has 11 exons. Gene Ontology annotation, biological process: insulin receptor signaling pathway; phosphatidylinositol phosphate biosynthetic process. Gene Ontology annotation, cellular component: phosphatidylinositol 3-kinase complex. The record is from RefSeq and is a predicted model, not a curated record. Gene Ontology annotation, molecular function: 1-phosphatidylinositol-3-kinase regulator activity.
AUGAAACUAGUGGCUGGAGUCAGAGUAGAGCGUGAAGGGAACCGGCCUUGGCAGGCGUGCGUACAACCCGGCGGGAUCGCGCUGCCGAGCACAGCUAACUGGACUCUCCGACGGGCCCCAAUCUCGAGGCUGCAUCAGCUGGGGUUCCGAACCCGACCAGACGGAGCCCGAGUCCCAGCACCUGAGGGGAUAGACCUGCAGACCAGUGGGACCCCGAAACUUGAACCCACGCGAUGUACAAUACGGUGUGGAGUAUGGACCGCGAUGACGCAGACUGGAGGGAGGUGAUGAUGCCCUAUUCGACAGAACUGAUAUUUUAUAUUGAAAUGGAUCCUCCAGCUCUUCCACCAAAGCCACCUAAGCCAAUGACUUCAGCUGUUACAAAUGGAAUGAAGGAUAGUUCUGUUUCUCUUCAGGAUGCGGAAUGGUACUGGGGGGACAUUUCAAGGGAGGAGGUAAAUGACAAAUUACGGGACAUGCCAGAUGGUACCUUCUUGGUCAGAGAUGCCUCAACAAAAAUGCAGGGAGAUUAUACUCUGACUUUGCGGAAGGGAGGCAAUAAUAAGUUAAUAAAGAUCUAUCAUCGAGAUGGUAAAUAUGGCUUUUCUGAUCCUCUGACAUUUAAUUCCGUGGUGGAGCUCAUUAACCACUAUCAUCAUGAAUCUCUUGCUCAGUACAAUCCCAAACUUGAUGUGAAGCUGAUGUACCCAGUGUCCAAAUACCAACAGGAUCAGUUGGUAAAAGAAGAUAAUAUUGAUGCAGUAGGUAAAAAACUACAGGAGUACCACUCUCAGUAUCAGGAAAAGAGUAAAGAAUAUGACAGGCUAUAUGAAGAAUAUACCAGAACAUCCCAGGAAAUACAGAUGAAGCGGACUGCAAUUGAAGCUUUUAAUGAAACAAUUAAAAUAUUUGAGGAGCAGUGUCACACACAGGAACAGUAUCGCAAAGAAUACAUUGAGCGAUUUCGUAGAGAGGGGAAUGAAAAGGAAAUUGAACGAAUUAUGAUGAAUUACGACAAAUUGAAAUCACGGCUGGGAGAGAUUCAUGAUAGCAAAAUGCGUCUAGAGCAGGAUUUGAAGAAACAAGCUUUGGACAACCGGGAAAUAGAUAAAAAAAUGAACAGUAUCAAACCUGACUUGAUCCAGCUACGCAAGAUCCGCGAUCAACACCUUGUAUGGCUCAAUCACAAAGGAGUGAGACAAAAGCGCCUGAAUGCCUGGCUGGGGAUCAAGAAUGAGGAUGCUGAUGAGACCUAUUUUAUCAAUGAGGAAGAUGAAAACCUGCCUCAUUACGAUGAGAAAACCUGGUUUGUUGAGGAUAUCAAUCGAGUACAAGCAGAGGACUUGCUUUAUGGAAAACCUGAUGGUGCAUUCUUAAUUCGUGAGAGUAGCAAGAAGGGAUGUUAUGCCUGCUCUGUGGUUGCCGAUGGGGAAGUGAAGCACUGUGUGAUCUACAGCACGGCGCGGGGCUAUGGCUUUGCAGAGCCCUACAACCUGUAUGGCUCACUGAAGGAGCUGGUGCUGCAUUACCAGCAGACGUCCCUCGUUCAGCACAACGACUCCCUCAACGUCAGGCUCGCCUACCCUGUCCAUGCACAGAUGCCCUCGCUCUGCAGAUAAAGAGGGAGUGGGAAGAGAGGCGACUCUCUAGCAUUUUUUCUACAGUUUUUAUUAGACUACGAGGGCAUUCUUUCUACGUAGACUGCUUGUUUUGCACAAGAAGUGAUUCUGUGAAUGUGGAGAGGCCAAGCAGCAGCCGGCCAGGAUGGAGGCAUGAGGGGCCUGAGGUUCUUUGGGACUCCCUCUGCCGCUGCACUGGCAUGGGAAGCUGGAAGCAGAUGUUUUUGGGAAGUCUGUUUCAUUGGGAUUUUUGUUUUAUUUAGCCAGGCACCCUCAACAGAACACAUUAGGCUGGGGGGGCAGGGGUUGUAUCCGGAAGCUUCUGAAGAGUCCAUGUCCUCUUUUGGUCUUCAACUCUGAGAGUGUGGCAGGGGCAUGGCUCUGUGGGGAGUUCAGUUUUGAUCUGGCAGUCUCUUUUAACUUCCAAGAGAAGGUUGUUUUGGCUUGUGGUAGAAUGGCAUUUGGUGAAAAAGACAACCAAAGGAAAAUGGGGAGGCUUGUGACUUCAUCUAUGGACUCUUAGUCAAGAAAGAAAAAACCUUCAACUGAAGGUACUGUAUUUCCUAACCAACAUAACAGGCAUCGACAUUUCAUAGCUCUUCCCUCUAAAGCAGCAUUGUUUAGAAACCAAAUUGAUCCCAGCAAAACAAUGUUACAGGACUAAGGUCUGAUGGAAGAAGGCAGUGCUCGUGUCUGAAUGCAUACUGUACCAAAACUUGAAAAUGAAAGGAAAACUAGAAUUUAUUAGUUUUAGUGAACACUAAAAUGAGUCAGUGUAACUCCUCUGCCCUGCCCUUGUUUCUCAGAGAUGAGAAUAGUGUUCUUUUUUGUGGGCAUGGUGAGCUUUGAAUCAUAAAAUGAAGUUGGUGCUUGUGUGGUGUUUCCUUAGCCUAAAGAAUGGUCUGUUGUUUGAAACCUUUGUAACUUGUUUGUAUGAGUAAAGAAAAGGUGCAAUCCAGUGCUUUUAGAUGGCUUGAUAUACCAAAUAAUGAUAUAGGACGACAUUCUUACAUGUGCUUCCUCAGUGAACAUGGUUUGAUUACUCAUCUUCUGUCCUUUGCUGGUUAGGGCUUCAGGGGUCAUACAUAGGCUGCUAAGGCUGUGGCAGGAAGGGGGCCAGAUUGUGGUCAGGGACCUCAGUAAAUCACAGACGUGGGGGCUCUGGCGUCCAGGGCAGGGGUCAUCCCACAUUACCCAUGUGCUUCCAUACAGUGCUUUCUGAAACUUUUGUAAGGAGAGAAAAGGACAGUUUGGAGUUUAGACUGUUAGGAGAGACCAUCUGGAAGCUUUUCUCUUUGCCUUUUUUGUGAUCCUGCCAUUAAGAUGAUGUGCACAGACUGUCCUGAUUAUAGGCCAGGAUCUUCUGCUCUAUGUGGUUUAAGCCUUCCAGCUGAGUGAAGCUAGACGAAUGGAGUCGGAGACAGGCGUCUCCUACUCCCAUUAUGCCCCAUCCCCAUCAGUCAACACUCAUUUGACAAAUAGAGUUCAGCUGCCUCUGAGCCAAUUCUGGAACCAUAAUAGGCUCAGAGUGACUCAGCUGUUUGAGCCCCAAGCUGUGCAGCCAGGCGUCCUGGCUGAGCUGGACAUGAAGCCAAUAUUUGGGUCUUGAUAUAUCUGGGCUUACAGCUAGGAAAGCUCUAGUUGGGGGAUGAAAGAAACAAAUAUUGCUUUCCCUGAGCACUUUUGUUGGUGACAGGGUCUAGAAUGGACCAUGAUGUGGAAACUACACAGAUAAGAAGUUUUGUAAAAACCUUCAGUUACUAACAGUGAAGAUAGGAAGGAAAGAUCAUCACAUCUUUGGCUUUUCUUUGGUUAUGUUGCAGUUUCAGGAUUGGAUGAGACAGAUGAAUGAACCCUGCCCCCCCUUAGUGUCACUGUUCUGACUUAAGCCCUAAACUGAUAGUCAGUGAGCUGCACAUCCAUUCCCCAAAUUGCCAGAUUGAAAUCUUUCUGAAAGUUUCACUGAGUAAUGUCAGGCUAACUGCUGCUAGGCACACCCGAAUAGCCUUGCACCUGGUUGUUGAACUUAUGCAGUUGGAUGCUCAAGAUUGGGCGUAAGGAGUCCCUCCUUUCUGGUACUAAAAUUUAGUGCUAUGAAAGUCUUAAAUGAAAAUGGGAAUAAGGAUAGACACCUGUAGUGCUGUGUGUUGCUUUUCGUCAGGUAGAUACUAAGGGUGUGCAGGGAGAGCGCAUCAUCCAUUAGCUACACUUGGGCUGGCUUGUGGAGAAGGGCUGCUCUAUUUUAGUUCUACAUUCCUUCAUUUUUUCUUUCCUGUUUUUCAUUCUUGAAUCUGUUGCUUUGUGGGGACUAGACCUAGGGAUCAUUUGAGAAAUUAUAAAGUGAGUAGUUGCCAUGAUUUGCUUGACCCCGAGUCGGUGGAAAUGGCAUAGGGACCAGUCUGCUAGCCACUUGGAGGGGCAAUACGCUGCUCCUUCCACCAUGCUCUUGGCAGCAAGUCUUGGCUUUCAUUUGAGUCUUGUUCUUUGUUCUGUCCCAUACCUGACAUCUCUCGCAUGACAUCUUAACUGCAGCUUCACUGAGGCAGAUGGUAAAGAGAGACAACAAGACCAGAGGGGCCCAUUGUUCCCUUGGCUACAGAAACCAGCUACCAACAUGGAAGCAGCUUGGGGCUGGCUGGACACAGGUCUUAGGCUGUCUAUUCCAGGUGGGGCUUUUAUCACAGAACAAUGCUGUCUCCACCUGGCUGUAGUUGCUAAACCUUGGCCUCAGGCCUGUUCAGGGUAGCUAUGUCCUUGACCACUUAUUGGCCAAGGUUGAGGACUUCCUAAUAACUUUUCUACCCCAUCUCAUCUCCAAGCCCUGUUGGGACCUCCCACUUAUUUUAGGCUUCACGUGGUAUGAAGAAACUUUUUUGACAGCCAGUGUGGUAUCUCUUCUUCUUGCUGCAAGGAACCAGCCUUCUGGGUUCCCUUGGGCCAAGAGUUGGAUCUAGGCAAUUCCUGGUUUUCAAGGUGGUCUCUGUUGCCAGUUAAGACUCAAAUAGUCUUCUGUGAGGUUUUAGGGGCCUCAGAGGGUCCAAAUGGGGGUCUGGCUGGGCCCUCUGCCGUCAACUGCUCAGCCUUGCUCCAGCUCCAGCCACUUGUGACAACCCUGUGUCCUUACGAAUUCCAGCAUGUCACUUUGGUGCCCUGUUGUUACUUGUGAAAAACCUGUUCUGUCGUCUUCGUUGUAGUCAAAAAAUUUCAUGUAGUUUACGUAAAAAUAUCUGAUUCACAAGGAAGCCAACUAUAUGUCUUGUGUUGGGACUUCACAAUGUAGUUCCUAGACCACUUUUGCAAAUUGUUCUUGUCGCCAGAUGUGUUCAGACAUUGCUGUGCAGUUGUAGGGGAGGGUGGGGGGAAGGUGGGGGAGAUACUUUGGUCUUUUUGUUUUUUACCUUCCCCAAGAGGGGACAGUCUGGCCAACUUCUCCAGUAAUGCAAUAAAGACAUUGCAAUAAA